CCGGGGCGGAGCCCAACGACCAAGUCCACGGAUCGCAGGACUGAGACCCCGCAGCCAGCUCUCGCCAUGAAGCGGCCCAGGGCGCCCAGUGGCUCCGAUGGAGAGUCUGAUGGACCCAUUGACGUGGGUCGGGAGAGCGACCUCAGAUGUGGCUGGAACAAGCCUGAGGCAAUGUGCUAUCUAGUCUCUCCUGAAACUGCUUUUCUGUGAGGUACUUUACUGAGAAUGAUCCAACCUCAAAUGCCACAAGAAGAGUCCCAUGGGCUGAGACCCUCUCGCCAGAUGGCCAGACCGCUGACCACUCCCAGCCCUUCGCAGAUGCAAGCCCGGAAGAAGCGCAGAGGGAUCAUAGAAAAACGGCGCCGAGACCGCAUCAACAGCAGCCUUUCCGAAUUGCGACGCUUGGUGCCCACGGCCUUUGAGAAACAGGGCUCCUCCAAGCUGGAGAAAGCCGAGGUCUUGCAGAUGACAGUGGAUCACUUGAAGAUGCUCCAUGCCUCUGGUGGCACAGGGUUCUUUGACGCCCGAGCCCUGGCUGUUGACUUCCGGAGCAUUGGCUUUCGGGAAUGCCUCACUGAGGUCAUCAGGUACUUGGGGGUCCUGGAAGGACCCAGUAGCCACGCAGACCCUGUCCGGAUUCGCCUUCUCUCCCACCUCAACAGCUAUGCAGCUGAGAUGGAGCCUUCACCCACACCGACUGGUGCCCUGGCCUUCCCUGUGUGGCCCUGGUCCUUCCUCCAUAGCUGUCCAGGGUGGCCUUCCCUGAGCAGCCAACUCGCUAUUCUGGGGAGAGUGCCUGGCCCCGUCCUCCCCAAUGUCACCUCUCCUGCUUACCCCAUCUCAGCCCUCCGAUCCACACCGAUCCACAGAGUGGCUGGUACCAUCCUGCCAUCCCGGAGGAAUUUGUUGCCCAGUCGAGGGGUACCUUCCACCCAGAGAGCCCAUCCUCCUGAGAGGCCAGCUGCCCUUCUACCCACAGCUCCUGGUAGCAGGGCUGCCAGGAGCAGCCAUGUAGUCCCCAGUCUGCCGUCUUCCUCCCCAGCGACCCCUGGAGCUGGGAAAUCCGAUGACAGUGUGUGUGGUCCCAUCUCCAGUCCAUCUCCUUUGGGGCCAACUGGGAGGCCAGCAGGAGCGGUGCUCUACCACUCCUGGGUGUCUGAAAUCACUGAAAUUGGGGCUUUCUGAGAUGACCCCCCCCUACAACCAUCCCCUAAGAGUGAGGAACGUUCUUACUUUCCCCCACGAGCUCUGAAAAUGGUGCCACCUUUUCUAGAACUGCUUCUAUAAAAAGGCAUCUCUCCUCGCCCCUCAGAGACCCACCCCCGCCUUCCACCUUCCUCAUCAGCAACCCUGCUGCCAGCCCGGCUCCCCUGUAGCCUUUUCAGAGCUCAGAGCCUCCGAGCUGUAUGGUGCCUUGUGACGGCCAGGCACUGUGGACCCAGUACCAUGGACCUUGGGUCUGGAGUUGUCGCUUUAACCUAAAGAGUCCAUGGAGGGGCAGGCUGCCCACAUGAAGAGGUGGGGCUCCCAGUCCUGAGGACUGGUGGGAUUCAGUCACCCCAGGCCAACAGGAUGGAAUGUACUGUCUGCUUCACUUCCUGGGGACAGAAAUGAAGCAGGGGCUAUUGAGAUGUCUGUGGCCUGCCCUGUAACAGUGAAGCUCAGGACAAACCUGUCCUGUCCUCCAGUCGGCUAAGGCCUGCAGCUUCCAUCGUCCCAGCUUCAGAUGCACACGUCACCAGCCACCAAGGCCUGACAAGCCAGGCCAGGAGGGUCCCCACAGGAGCAAAGCUCUGCGGCAGGGUGUCCUACCACCAGCUCUCAGAUGGGAGUCAGGGCUGAAGAGCAACGAGAGAGCCCUACUCCCCUUCUCCUGGGCACCAUCCUCCAGGACUAUGGCCCUUCCCGGGAGGUCCCCCAUGUGGACGACCUGUGGCCCUGAUGGUGGCACCCCAAGAGGCAUUCUCUUGGGAUUCAGCACCAGACGUCUGAGCUGCCUGGUUUGCAUCCGGCUUCUAGAGCCCAGACUGCUGCUACAGCCAAGGGCUGUCAGGCUAGAUAAAAAUAACUCGGAGGAGCGGGGAACAGGCAGAGGCAGCUGGGCUCUCCAAGGUCACACAGUGGGUCGAGGGCCUGAGAGCCUGCUCACCCACAUUUCACACAGCUGGCUUUGCUCAGAGGCCAGACCCGCCCCAGGCCGCUUGCCUCUCUAAUGGGAAUAAAUGGCCAGUGGAACAGCAGAGACGGAGUGACAUUUAGGGUCGUCAUAUCAGUAGGCAAAGUGUGGAAACACUUGGGUCCUCUUCGGUGGGCACCUGCUCCCACAGUGCCCCUGAGGACCACCCAACGUGCCAUCUGGGAACACCCUGGUUAAUGCCUGGCAAAACCAAGAUUGUUAUUCUCUGGUGCUGGAUCCAUGCUGAACAUGAAAUUUCCAGGUCAUCGCAGAAAGCCCCCCGUCCCCGUGCCAGCCUUUGAUGGAACCAUGGUCCCCAGAGCUAUAAUAAGGAGCCUGUGGGCACAAGAAUAGAGUUUACAAAACCGUGGGAGCAAAAGGGUCAUUUUGGAAAAGUGGGACAGAGGGCAGAGGUCACCUGUGUGACCCGGAAAGCAUAAGCGAAAAGGUCAAGAAGAGAGAAAGACUUCUUUCUCUCCUUAGUGGAAGCAAGCCCUUUCAUCUUGCUGCCAUAUUAGACCCGUCUGAAGGCAUCCCUGUGGAGUACAUCGUCAGCCCACUGGGAGAGACAUGCGGGAAGGGUAGAAGAGUCAUGGAGGCUGCCGGGAGUAGGGAGAUGUGACAGAAGUUCCUGGACAUUAGGGUCUUACUGCAGGCCUGCAGCUUGGCAGCCUCCUAACCAGAGAUCCCAUGUUCACUCAGGGCUGCGCUAUGGGAAACAUUUCCACGUUGCAGGUACCUGAACUGCAAAGCAGUCUGUUGACACCAUGGAAACACAGCAGAAACGGCUGAACCCUUUGAGCAUCCAUCCUGGGUAGUCUUGGGUUCCUUCUCCCCAGAGACUGAGCAGGCGACUCCCCCGACACACACCCUACUGAGUAUUCAUGGCUCCUGUUUCUAGUCCUUCUGGUGGCCUCCAGCAUUCUCAUCCCCCACUGCAGGGUGUUACAGACAAGCAACAAAGAUGUUUAGAUCUGGAAAGUUCCACCAUCCAACUUCCAUUUCUACUUCCUGAAUGUUUUGGAGUCUCUGAACCCAUAGUCCGGGCCUGGCAAUGUCCCCUCUCCCCUAGAUUAUUGCCACAGCUUCUUUGUGUUGCUCGGCUGUGCCAGACCGUUCUCAGCAGCCACUAGAGAGAAUGUGGCAUGUGCAGAGCACAUCGUAUCAACCCAGCCUGAGACCUAGACGCCCCCCCACCCGCACACCCUGUUAUUGUAAUGAUAAAAAUCAGAGCUCUUUUUUUAAGUCCUAACCCAAUUUAUAACUUUGUUUUUUGCUGACCCCGGACUUGCUCAGUGCUUAUGCUACCUUGACCUGUUCUCAUAGCCCCAACAUUCCCAUCUUUUUUUGCUUGUUUGUUUGUUUGGUUGGUUUUUGAGGCAGGGUUUUUCUGUGAAACAGUCUUGGCUGUCCUUGAUCUCAUGCUGUAGACCAGGUUGGCCUUGAACUCAGAGAUCACCUGCUUCUGCCUUCCAGUGCUAGGAUUAAAGGCAUAGGACACCAUGGCCCAGCUACCAGUAUUCCCAUCUUCAGAACUUCUCCCCUGAGGUUUCCAGAAUGUUCCUCCUUUCCUUUUGCAUGACCUGCUUCAGCUCCUCAGGCCUUGCCUUCCAUGCCACCUCCUCCUGGAGGCCUUUCGGGACUAAUGUGCUUGAAUAGCUCGUUCGUCUCAGAAGUCCCGAUUGUUUCCCUUCAUGGAGAGUUGACUAACGCGUACCUGCUUGUGUGUUUACUGGUUAGGUAUAUUUCCCAUUGGAAUGAAGCUCAGUGAGGCCGGGCCCAUGCCUGGCCUGUGCUCCCUGGCACUGAGCACAAUACCUGCUCAUUGUCGCUGUCCUAUGAACUUUUGCUUGAAUACCUAGAUCAAUGAGGUGAGAAGGUUUCUAGUUUUCUGUGUGGCUGGCACAGACCCCAAUGGGGGUGGAUUCCACCCUUACCCUCCUGGCUGGCUUGGAGAGGAGACAAGAGAGCCAAGGCUGAGGGACGGGGAGUUCUGGCAGAAUGGUCAGAAGUCCCUGGCCAGAGGAGAGGCCAGCGUGUUGGCCCUGGAGGGCAUGCUGACAGCUGAGCCCGCCAGCAGGUUUGUUCUUUGCUCUUGGCCCAGCUCCCCAAUGUAUCCACCCCCAACAAAUCCAACAUUCAUGCAGAUCCACCCUGUGCCAGCCGGGCCUGGCAGAGCCAAAGGUAACAAACACACGGUCGCUCAGAGGGCAGCGUUUCCUCUGCCUAGUUAAGAUGGGCAUGGAAGGGUUUCUGGAGAAGGCAGAGGGCUGCUUCUCUGGGUAGAUAGGUUGUGGGAGGGGCCCUAGAAGGAAGCCCUCCCAGAGGAGGGCCAAGGGACUCCCUCCCAGAGAUCUGGACGUUCACCCAGGAAGCUACAGGAGCAGGCACAGAGCUGAUUGCAGGCCCUCCGCCCAAGUGAAAGAUGGGCUAGCCUGAGCUCUGAGACUCAUCUUCCUUGUUAAUGGGGAGUGAUUUUCUUCAAGUUCUUUGCCUUUCUACACUUAAUGUUUUCAUCUGCAUGAUGGCCACCCACGUGCAUGCACGUGCAUAAAUUCAAAUCAAAAUUUAAUAAACUUGUUUUAAAA
This is a messenger RNA of Mesocricetus auratus (golden hamster), 4764 nucleotides long. RefSeq names its product hes related family bHLH transcription factor with YRPW motif like (gene Heyl). Lineage: Eukaryota; Metazoa; Chordata; Mammalia; Rodentia; Cricetidae. Gene Ontology annotation, molecular function: protein dimerization activity; RNA polymerase II cis-regulatory region sequence-specific DNA binding; DNA-binding transcription factor activity, RNA polymerase II-specific. Gene Ontology annotation, cellular component: nucleus. The record is from RefSeq and is a predicted model, not a curated record. The transcript is spliced from 6 exons. Gene Ontology annotation, biological process: regulation of neurogenesis; Notch signaling pathway; anterior/posterior pattern specification. The coding region runs from base 226 to 1185 and encodes 319 amino acids.